This is a messenger RNA of Monodelphis domestica (gray short-tailed opossum), 9333 nucleotides long. It is a transcript of the gene ZC3H12C, whose product is annotated as zinc finger CCCH-type containing 12C. Gene Ontology annotation, cellular component: cytoplasmic ribonucleoprotein granule; nucleus. NCBI's taxonomy places the organism in Eukaryota, Metazoa, Chordata, Mammalia, Didelphimorphia, Didelphidae. Gene Ontology annotation, molecular function: RNA endonuclease activity; mRNA binding; metal ion binding. The record is from RefSeq and is a predicted model, not a curated record.
GCUAAUUGUUUUUUUUCUUUUUGAUAUGUCUCUUAUUCUUUCUUGUUUUUUUUUUUAAUCAGAUGUUUUAUACAUAACAAAUGUGGUGUUAGAUGUGAGGUAAGACUGUUUUAGAUUUCUUAGAACUUUCUAAAAUAAACAUUUUUAUUCUAAUAUGCAUCUCUUUUUUGUAGUAGCAACCUGUCUUAUAGUAACUGUGAUUUAUUUAUUUAUUUUUAAAGCAAAGGGAAUGCAAUUAAUUAAUUGCUUUUGUGGUACACCUCAUUUUCUUUUAUUUCUUCAAAUAGAUGUGAAAAGUUUUUAAUAACAGUAUAGCCUAACUUUUUUUUUUGAAACAAGCAACCUUUAGUAUUAUAAAAAUAAUUCCUUUUCUUUGUUUCAUGAAUUAGAAACAAUGAAGGAAAGCUGAAGUCUGCCCAAGCCAGGUGUUUCUUGUUGGCAGCCUGCUCCCUAAUGACUCUGGCUCUCAUACAGCAGCUGCCUGCUAGUCGUCUUUGUAUGGCCUAUUGUUGCUGCACACCCCUCGUUAAUACACAGGCUGCCCGGGGCAGACCCUGAGAAUGACAUCAACUUGCUUAUCUUAGAAACCUACAAACCUGACGCAGGGUGUUGAGGUUGCCUUGCAUCUGCCUAGCCAACUAAUUGUGAGCUUUCUGGCCUAUGAUUGGCUGCUAUUCCACUCAGUAAUAGGUUAAGCAAAGGCAUUGCCAUUCCAUCUGUUCAACCAUUCAUUGUUCUUCUUGCCUUCCUGGAAGUCUGCAGCUAAAAUUGGGUUAAGGAGUUACUGCUGAAGCUGAUACAGAAACCAAUGUCUUUGUAUUUUUCUGCUAACGACUUCAGGACAGGUUAUCUCCAGGAACAGAGAAAAAACAGCAAAGUGGAGUCAAGUACAUGCAGCAGCUUCAUGGGCUUGAAAGAUCACUUGGGGCAUGACCUAGGCCACCUUUACGUGGAGAGCACUGACACCCACAUAAGUGCUAUUGUACCUUGGUCAAUGGUGGAGAAGCCAACAAUGGAUAAAGUUAACUCCAGGAAGGAAGAUAUGGAAAAGGUGGUAUCUGAAGAAACUGGAAGCUCCAGUUGUGACUCAGAAGAAAACACAAAUUCUGAUAACGAAUCAGAACAAUUGGGUAGCAUUGCAGUAGAGCCAUGCUUGUUUACCAAGACUCAUAGACAACUCUGUAGGUCUCCCUGUUUAGAGCCUCACAUAUUCAAAUGCAACGAAAUCUUGCAAGAACUAAAAACAGAGGAGAAACAGUCAACACAUAAGGAAGUAAAGAAGCCCCCAGAUGUGGUGAAAGAAUACCAAACCAAACUGGAGUUUGCACUUAAGUUAGGUUAUUCUGAAGAACAAGUUCAGCUUGUGCUAAAUAAACUUGGUACUGAUGCUUUAAUCAAUGAUAUCUUAGGAGAACUUGUCAAACUUGGAAAUAAAAGUGAAAAUGAUCCAACUGUUAGUACAAUUAACAGUAGCAUAAAUCGAGAAACAUCUUCCCUAGAAUCUCAGAGGUCUGACUCUCCACUUCCAGAGAUUGUGACAGAUGAUGGCGAGAAUCUAAGACCAAUAGUUAUUGAUGGCAGCAAUGUGGCAAUGAGCCAUGGGAACAAAGAAGUAUUUUCCUGCCGUGGAAUAAAAUUGGCAGUUGAUUGGUUUUUGGAAAGAGGCCACAAAGAUAUUACAGUGUUUGUUCCUGCCUGGAGAAAAGAACAGUCAAGACCUGAUGCUCUCAUCACAGAUCAAGAAAUUUUGCGUAAGUUGGAGAAGGAGAAAAUUCUGGUGUUCACUCCAUCCCGACGUGUUCAGGGAAGAAGAGUAGUAUGUUAUGAUGACAGAUUCAUUGUAAAACUGGCUUUUGAAUCUGAUGGUAUCAUUGUGUCCAAUGAUAACUACAGGGACCUGGCUAAUGAGAAGCCAGAAUGGAAGAAGUUUAUAGAUGAACGAUUGCUGAUGUAUUCCUUUGUCAAUGACAAGUUUAUGCCCCCUGAUGAUCCCCUUGGCCGGCAUGGUCCAAGCUUGGAUAACUUUCUAAGGAAAAAGCCUAUUGUUCCAGAACAUAAAAAGCAGCCAUGUCCCUAUGGAAAGAAAUGUACCUAUGGACACAAGUGCAAAUACUACCAUCCUGAGAGGGGGAGUCAGCCCCAGAGAUCAGUGGCUGAUGAACUUCGUGCCAUGUCUAGAAAUACAGCAGCCAAAACUGCAAAUGAAGGAGGACUGGUGAAAAGCAACAGUGUUCCUUGUAGCACUAAAACUGAUAGCCCUGCUGAUGUCAAGCGGGCUACUCCAAAGAGGCAAUCAGAUCCUAGCAUAAGAACUCAAGUUUAUCAAGACUUAGAGGAAAAGCUUCCCACCAAAAACAAAUUGGAAACCAGGUCUGUUCCUUCUUUAGUUAGUAUACCACCUUCCUCUGCCGCCAAACCCCAAAGUACAACACCAUUAAGCAAUGGCCUUCCGUCUGGAGUUCAUUUCCCACCUCAGGAUCAAAGACCCCAAGGUCAGUAUCCUCCAAUGAUGAUGGCAACCAAAAAUCAUGGAACGCCAAUGCCUUAUGAACAGUAUCCAAAAUGUGAUUCACCAGUUGACAUUGGAUAUUAUUCCAUGUUGAAUGCAUACUCAAAUCUUAGUGUCUCUGGCCCCAGGAGCCCUGAAAGGCGUUUCUCUUUAGACACGGAUUACAGAAUUAGUUCUGUAGCCUCUGACUGCAGUAGUGAAGGGAGCAUGAGUUGUGGGAGCAGCGAUUCUUAUAUGGGCUACAAUGACAGGUCAUACGUUAGUUCUCCUGACCCACAACUGGAAGAAAACUUAAAGUGUCAACACAUGCACCCACACAGCCGCCUUAAUUCCCAGCCCUUUCUACAAAGUUUCCAUGAUCCCUUAACCAGAGUGCAAAGUUACAGUCAUGAAGAACCAAAGCAUCAUCAUAAGCCUCCAAUUCCCUACAUGGCUGUGCACUUGCAGCACCCAGCUGUGGGGGCUCGGUCCAGCUGCCCUGGUGAUUAUCCGUCCCCGCAGAAUUCAGCCCACUCGAAGACGCUACACCUGGGGAGAUCGUUGGUGUCCACAAGGAUAGACAGCAUUUCAGACUCUCGGCUCUAUGACAAUUCCCCUUCUAGACAAAGGAAGCCUUAUUCCCGCCAAGAGGGCCUUGGGAGCUGGGAGAGGCAGAACUAUGGCAUCGAUGCAUAUGGCUACCGUCAGACAUACUCGCUGCCCGACAACACCACCCAGCCAUGCUAUGAGCCAUUCACUUUCCAAAGCUUACCUGAGCAGCAGGACCAGACAUGGCGGGUCCCUUUCUGUGGCCUGCCACAAGAUGCCCCGAGAUACCAGGACAACCGAGAGAAGGUGUACAUCAACCUGUGCAACAUCUUCCCGUCUGACCUCGUGAGAGUUGUCAUGAAAAGAAACCCACACAUGACCGACGCUCAGCAACUCGCUGCAGCUAUUUUAGUGGAGAAAUCACAGCUGGGUUAUUGAGCAAUGACACAUCUUCGAGGUGUUCAGUCGUUGUUUGUUCAGCUCAGAUGCUGAGGGAGGUUUGCUACAGUAGCAUUUGUGAUCUCCUUCUCGGCAAGGAGAUUCUCUAGUAAUCCCUUUAUGUGAAAUCCUGUAUCAUGGUAUCUGUAUGUAUAGCCCCAUGCGUUGGAAGUAUCACGGGAUUCUUUUACCUUCAAACUUGACUUUUUUUUUUAAUGUUUCCUUUUUUUAAAACUAUAUUCACAACUGGAAAUUUUUCCAGGUUGGUUUGAUAGAUGUAUCUGUGAUCUUUGAUAAUAAUUUUUGGUGCAUCAGGGGUUUAUAUGCAGCACUUUUUAAUCCUUGUUUUGUGUUUUAUUAACUGGGUGUUUGGCUAUCAUUUGCAAGAAAUUACAAUACCUUCAGAAAGUUGUGAGCAUUUGACUAGAUUAGCAAAAUUUUUGUCAAGCCAAGCUUAAUUUGAGUCUUUUACAGCUUUUUAAAAUUAUUUUAAUUUGGGGGAAGUGGGCUUUUUUUGUGCUAGAAUCAUUAUUUAUAGAAAACAAAGAUAUAAUACAGCACUGACUUUAUCUUUUUUAAAAAAUGUAAGUUACCAAUUUUUAUUGAAAUUGGCAACAGUAUAUUAGAGUGACUUACAAUACAUGGCACUUUUUAUUGUUUUGUUUUUAUUUUGUUUUCUAUUAGUUAAAUAGUUGAUUUAAUGUGAUUGAUUUAAAGGACAGCAGAUGCAAUCAAUGGAAAACAAAUUAGUUUCCAUUCCUUAAGUAUGGAUAAGGCAAAAGCCUGAAAAGUUUCAACUUAGAUCUGUGUCAUUAUCCAGCUCUUUUACACAUUCUAGACAACAGAAAUGGAAUUGAAAUCCUAGAUUUACAUUAAACUGUUGUUUUAUGUGUGUGUGUGUCUUUUAUUGGCACACAAAAAUACUGGAUAAAACACCCUUUCACAAUAUUUCCCUAUUUUUAAAUGAAUCUAAUUAUUCUCAAUGCAACUUUUAUAUUUAAUAAAAUAUUCAGUUUUCUUGCUAUUUAUCAAGGCUGACCUGACAUAGGUUUUUGUGUUGAGGAUAUGCAACAUUUAUUGAUACUGCACUAUAGGGAUGGUGGUGGAGGAAAUGUAAAUGGUAACUUAAGUUUUUUGUAAGAUACUGUAUAUUUUCUUGAAGGUAGUUUUUUGGCCUGUUAUAUUAUUAGGGCCUGAUUCUUGCCACAAUAGUGUAGUUUUAGAAACAGACUAAAGUCUGUUCUAGUAUUAGUAAGGGAUAUUUCUGGUUUCAAAGUCAUGGGUUUUGCUAGCUCCAUUUUUAUGGGUUAGAAAGUAGGUUUUGCACUCAGCAGUGUAUACAGUUGAUUGAUAUAACUUGGGCUAUUGCCUAGCGUUGUAGAAUUCUGCCUAGUAUAAUGGAUUAUUUCAAGUCAGUCUGCUUUGAGACAGUGCCAUAGUUUGUGAUUUACUGUUGAUUAUUCCAUGUGCUGCAGUGUGGAGUAAAACCCUGAAAAACCAGAAAGUACCUUUUACUGUUGAUACAAAUUGUAUCUUUUUAACUAUAAGAACCAUUUUUAUUUGUAGACGUAGUUAAAACAAAAAUGCGUAACUAUGAUUAGACUUUUGGGCAACAUUUUAUCCCUUAUUUAAUUUUUUUUAAAGAAAAGUAGAAUUGAGAUCUAGGAUAGGGUAGAAAAAUAAAAGUAACAAUUUGUUUAGGUAAUUAAAAAUGUCUGUCUCAAUUUUAUAUAAUAUAUAAGUAUCUAUUAAAAUCACUCUAUUGGCAUUUUUCUUUCUCCUAAAACUUAUCUAGUGUGAACGUAAUGAAAAAUAAAGGUAAAAUGCUGCCUGAAAUAACGUCCAAGCACCUUUGACUAGGAUGACAUUUUCACUACUUGUGCGACACUGUGUGUUGCAUGGAGUAGGAUUUGGGUAUACUGUAAAUGCUUCUAAAAGGCAUUGUGCUUAUUGACAUAUCCAAUAAUCUGAACCAUGUUCAGCAAACCUAAUUCAGGAACGUGUUCUUCUAUACAGCUUUUACUGUUGUUUUUGAGGGUGGGAUCUGCAUUCAUCUGUACUCAGUAAUAACAUAGGGGAUGCUACGUGAACUCUCCCAAGUGCUAUCUGGGAGACACACACCUUAUGCACUCAUGGAAAUUUUUCUCCUUGAAUUUGUCGGUCACUAUCUGUAGAACAUGUUUUAAUGUAGAGGCUAAUUCAGUGCCAAUAACAGGGUUAUGUAUGUAGAUGUUUUUUGUCUUAGUUGUAUGCUAAUUUUUAAAUGAAACUAUUCCUCUUAAGUACUACACCAUAGUGUAGACAUGACUAGCUUAGUGUAGCAGUGAUUUUAUUUGUGUUUUUGUUUCCAUUAUUCUUCAUUUUAAUUAAUUUUCUGUCUGCCAAACUUUCCCAGAUUGCUUUGAAUAGUGUAUGAAAUGAAAGGUAGAUAUAUCACAUUUUCAUUGUGAUUUUCUGAUGUUUUAACAGAUUGGUUGUAUAUUAAUGGCUACUUUAGUUUGGCCUCAUGGUUUAAACUAUAAGAAAGCACUAGUACAGCCCACAACAAUGUCCUGAAAUGAACAGAUCUGGACUCCCUAUGCCGAUUUCUUCAAUAACUAAUUGUGAAUAAGUUGCAGUAUUCUCCUGUCAAGUGGAGCAGUCCUCUUAUAUUGAAGCAUCAGAGUUACUUUGCAGGGUGUAAGAACAAGGGAUAUUUGGCAAUAUUUAGUUAUUGUCAGUUCUUAAUUAUCUAAAAAUGGGGGGUGGAAUUUAGUUCAGGAAGAAAUGAAAUUCAUACCUAACUCAGAGAUUCCCCCCACCAGAUUUUCAUGUGACCCAAUUAAUUAGUAGCAAACUUAAGUGAGAUAUUUCACUUUCUCUUACUUUCCCUGUCAUAACCCUCUACAGGGUAUUCCAGAAGUCCUCAUGCACUUGCCAGCUUUACUAGCUAGGGAUUCUGGAACACUCUGUAAUGAGGUGCUAACUGAGUAGUGAAAUGGCCCAGUGUUCACCAUGAGGGGAAAGGAGAAGUCUACACUGGUUAGUCAUCCCCUGAAUAAUUGAGAAUUGACUAUAUUGUGCAAUGAUGUGCUAGUUCAUAGUUUUUGUUUAGUGUGGAGGAAGUACCCAGACCAUAUAGACUGGCCCUAAGUGUUUCCUCAUUUUUAGUGUAUGCUGUGUGCAGUAUCAUUUUUAUGAUCUCGAAAUCCUGAUGGAGUUCAUUGUAGAUCUUAAACAUUUGAAGGAGAGACGCACCUGUACAAAAUGUUCAGUACUUGUAGAAUCUCGAGCUGUGUGUUUUUAUGUAAAUUCAUUAAUGAAAAAUUAUAAUAUAACUUAAAGUGUGAGUACAGAUUAUAUAUAUAUAUAUAUACAGAGAGAUAUAUUCUAAAUUAAAGAAUGGAAAAAUUACUAUUGAUUGCCAAACGUUGCUCUGAUUGAGCUAUGUGGCUUUAGGUGACCAUGCUUGAUGAUGACAUUUAUGGCCACAGCUGAAAGGAGAACAAUACUUCUGAUUUUGUUCCCAGUAUUUUUAGAGAAUUAUUUUGAUAAUUUUAGCAGAAACUGUAAUUUUAAAACACAAAGAAUGCUUAAAAUUUUAUUGAUUAUAAAAAUAAUUAUUUAACAUGGCUUGUGAGUGUAUCUAUAUGUACAUAUACAGUAAUAUAUAUACAUAUAUAUAUAUAUAUACACUAUUCAAACUAACAAACACACCUCAGAGUUUUGUGAUAGUUACUGCUUUUUUUUUUUUUUAAGACCUUUAACAGUUUUCCUGAAUGGAGGAAAACAUACAAGGCUAUUUUGUGAAGUUUUUUCUAACACGCAUUUGGCUUUCAUCAUUUUAUAUGCCUAGUCUUAAUUUCAUAACUUCUGGUCAAUUUCCCUAUCCAAGAUAAAGAUAUUAAAUACAAGUAAAUGUGUAUUUUUCUAGUCAUUUCAUUCUAUUGCCUUGAGGUCUGACCCUAUGAGAAUUUCUGAAUGAAGUGAGCCACAAUCGAGUAUUUAUAUUCUAUUUAUAUUCCAGACAAACCGACAGAAUGUCAUUUUUAAUUAACCCUUUGAGGUAAGUGCCAAUAAAUAAAUGAGAAGGAACAAUACGUAGAAGAAAGGAAGGUGUUGGUGAAAAAUAGAGAACUCUACACCAAGGCUUUUAGAUUGGCAUCUAUCCCUAGCAGGGAAUCAGAAAUAAUGAGGAAAUUAGGCAUGGAACUCUGGAUGUGUUGUUAAUAAGAAAGAAUUCUAUUUCUAGUGCCACUAAAAAGUACCAAAACCUGUUAUAGUUGCUGACUUUAAUUUCAAUGAGGAGAUUUUAAUGCAGUGCAAGUCACAACUGAUCUACUUCCUUUGGCUGGUCAUACUGAAUUAUCAGAUCUGUUUCAAGGUUGUUUUAGUGUAUGUGUUUUUAACUAGCAGAAAUUAAAAGCACUGAAAGUGCUUUGUGUAGAGAUUUCCAAAAAAAAAAAUACUAAAAAUAGUUUGGAUGUUUGAGGCAUCUUGAUAAGCAUGCUAGCUUUAAUAGUAAUGAAUGGGAAUAGCUUUUUUCUCCUUUGAUUUUUAAUAGGCCAAAAUUCAGCUUUUUAAAUAAAUUAACAUCUACUCAGUUUUUUAUGAUUAUUAAAGGAACUAUGAUGAUAAGUCACAUUCAUGUCCUGUUUUGCACUUUGCAUAAACAGAAGAUCUUUUUAAAAAAAUUUUUGAGGAAAACAAAUCCAUUGUUGAAGUUGCACAUACUAUAGAUUUUUUUUCUCUAAGAUGUGAAAAUUGUGACUAGUGUAACUAUAGCUAUAAUAUGAGUGUAUUGGUUACAUGUGUACAUUUUUCUUGGAAAUGAAGCAUACCUAAGCUUGUCCCUGUCCUAGGUCUUUAAUAUAGACUGUGCUUGUGGUCCUUGGUGAGUGGUGCUCCUAUAUGGUCAUGAGUAAUUUUGAGUGCAUUAGCACUAAACACAUACUAGAAAAUAUUCUCAUUCCUUUAUAAAUUGUACUGCAUUGUAUGUAUGACAUUAUUUUCAUACAAAUAUUAAAAUUGUCUAUCUACAUAAGUUAAUAGUUUCAAGUGCAUACUGGUACAGGACUUUAGCUUUUCAGCAAUGCUAUUAUUUGUACAAUGAUCACCUGAUUAUUUUUCCUCUAAUAUUGUGUUACCUUCAAUGUUUGCUACUUGUUUAAAAAAACAAACAAACAAAAAACAAUGUACUUGCUUGUUUAAAGCAUAAAAGACUUUUUUUCUCCUUAAGCUCCUCAUUGUUUGGGUUCAGAAAAAUCAAACUCUUUUAGUCUUGGUUAACAUAGUUUUUUUUUAAGUUUUUACUUCUUUAAAACUAUGUACCAAAUUGUCCCAUACUCUGUCCAGGUAUUUCAAAAUGAAUAACAAAAUGUUGUUCAUUAAAACCUGUGCCACCUUUCCUAAAGCGGGUUGUCUUGGGAGAGAGCCGUUUUUAUUUGUUUUUACAAUGUCUGUGUUGGAUUUAUCCCAACCAUUUAAAAUGUGCAAAUAUAUGUCAACCACCAAAUACAAAACACCCCAAACAAACGCCUGCAGACUGUAUAAAAUGAGGCCUGUUUCAGGUUGUUAAUUUCAUUUUAUCCCUUCUUUGUUUCGCCCCCAAGACAUAAUUGUGUGCUUACAGAUAGAAUUUAAGGUUUUCUUAUUCAAAUUUCUCUAAAUGGGAAAAUAAGUCAAAGAAGGUAUUGAGAUGAACUGCCUGAUAAAAUGGUGUUAUUAAUUAUAUUGUUUUGUUUAAGAUGUUCUGUACUCUUUUUUUGAUGGGAUAUCUCCAAAAAGCAGUAUUUAGAUUUAAUGAAAAUCGUUACCAAACAUGGAUGUAAUUCUGGCAUUGACAAAAAAAAAUUAAAAAAAAACAUACAUUUUCCUUA